UUUGCACGGUGGUGGAGUAGUAGUUGUGAGUUGCGACUGGAGGCGACAGCAGGAGCAUGGGCGCGGGCGCGUCGGACCUGGCGGGGACGGAUCCCGGCAAGGUCGCGCGUGCCGGGUUGGAUGACCUGCCGGAGCUGUGCGCGGCAGAGCUGCUGCUCUACCUGGACGCGCCGGACAUAUGCCGGCUCGCGCGGCUGAACCGUGCCUUCCGUGGCGCUGCGGCGGCGGACUUCGUGUGGGAGGCGAAGCUGCCGGAGAACUACGGUUAUCUCAUGCGGUUCCUCGAUGGUGCGGAGGAGGGAGAAAGGGGAGGAAAGAGCUGCGGGAUGGGGAAGAAGGACAUCUAUGCGAGGCUCGCGAGGCCUGUGCCGUUUGAUGAUGGCAAAAGGGAAUUCUGGUUGGAGAAGAGCAAAGGCAGAAUUUGUAUGGCGCUGUCAUCGAAAGCGAUGAUGAUAACAGGGAUUGAUGACAGGAGAUAUUGGGUUCACAUGCCAACCACUGAAUCUAGGUUCCACUCUGUUGCAUAUCUUCAGCAAAUCUGGUGGCUUGAGGUGGUUGGAGAAGUUGAUUUCUGCUUCCCUGCGGGAACCUACAGCCUGUACUUCAGGCUUCAUCUUGGAAAGUCUUCCAUACGUUUCGGCCGCCGAAUUUGCUGCUCGGAGCAAAUCCAUGGCUGGGACAAGAAGCCUGUACGGUUCCAGUUUUCUACAUCAGAUGGUCAGCACGCCUUGUCCCAGUGCUACUUAGAUGAUCCAGGAAGUUGGAUUCUAUACCAUGUUGGUGAUUUCGUUGCAUCAAGUUCUGAACAACCAAUCAAGCUGAAGUUCUCGCUAGCCCAGAUCGACUGCACUCAUACGAAAGCCGGUCUGUGCGUCGAUUCAGUGCUAAUAUAUCCGAAAGGCUUCGAGCCAGAAAGGGUGAUCAGGGCUCAGAAGUGAGUUUGUACACUUGAUAGAGUUACUUUACAGUAGAGUUGUAGACAGAUAUGAGUAGCCUGCCGUUUUUAACUUGGGCUGAUCGUAUGGUUUGAAGUCAUUUGUACAUAAUUGUAGGCUGAGAUUUUUCUAUGAUAACAUCUAGGUUCUGUAUUUUUGUAUGACUCGUGGUGGUCAUGGUGCUAACUGCAGAGUGUUUUGUAUCGAGCUCAAUUGUCUUU
Molecule: messenger RNA, 1156 nt
Organism: Phragmites australis (common reed)
Lineage: Eukaryota; Viridiplantae; Streptophyta; Magnoliopsida; Poales; Poaceae
Product: F-box protein PP2-A13-like
Exons: 3
Coding region: 57-938 (293 amino acids)
Molecular function (GO): protein binding
Source: RefSeq, a predicted model, not a curated record